GAAGGAGGAGGCCACAAGGAGCUACGGGCAAGCGAUUCCAUCCACCAAUCGCAGCAACGAUGGUGUCCAAGCUCCUCCUCUGGGCCUUCCUGGCGCUGGCAUGCCUCCUGACGUUCACUGGCGCCGCCGACGUCGGGGUCAGUGAGCACGGGCAGAACGGGCUGCGUGCCCACCACACGGGGGUCCACUCCAUCAAACUCAACGAGCAGCUGAAGGUACGGGCGAGGGCUGAGGAAAGCCACUUGCACUGGAGAAAGGCCUUUGUUGCUGAUGCAUGGUUGCCUUGCCGCUUCUGGUUUGCCUGCAGGCAUGCCCUGGUGAGACCCGUAAGGACGGAAAGUGCAACAAAGACGAUACCCACCGCGUAGGCGCAGAGCUGACGUGGCACGUGUGAUGGGCGGGCCUGUGGCAUGCGUGUUGGGUGCAUUGCAGGUAUGUGCGCACAUCAAGGGCACCGACUUCUUCGAGAAAUCCGGCCAGGGGAGCUGGAGCGAUACAAUCCCCGAGCCCGGCUACUGGUAUGGUACACACACACACACACACACACACAUCCAUCACCCAACCCACCACUCGCAGCACAGCGCAGCACAGCCAGUCGACUGAUGUGAUGUGUGUCCUGUCCGCCCACCCAGGUGCAUCUGCAUCGGGCGGCUCGAGAAGUACCUCGAGAACGGCGGCAACCAGAUCGCCGUCGACUGCGGGGCCACCUCCUUCGACCGCGUCUGCCAGGCCACGUAAGCAGCCCUUCUCUUGUCUUUGAGCCACUUAUCCGUAUGUGGGUGUUGGUGUGUGUGUGUGUGUGUGUCAGUGACGAGGGCAUGAACACCCCCAAGGCCAAGGCUUUCGUACUGGAGAAAUGCCCCGAGAAGAAAUGCCCCUAGAAGGAGGAGAAGAUGUAGCAGGCCGGCCGCCGGCUUCAGGGCCAGGCGCGGCACCUGUACAGACGAACAGAUAGCACAGCACGGCACACACUGACCGCAAAGAGAGAGAGUGUGUGUGUGUGUGUGUAGCCGAACCCAAUAGCCAGCCGACCGACAAGGGCAAUGAGUUUCUGAAUGCAUGGCCUGUGUUGAUAUGUGCCCGGUAUCAAU
Vitrella brassicaformis is the source of this 1091-nucleotide messenger RNA. The record is from the annotation of a GenBank genome assembly. NCBI's taxonomy places the organism in Eukaryota, Vitrellaceae.